This is a messenger RNA of Lasiodiplodia theobromae, 1299 nucleotides long. RefSeq names its product Mgs207 protein. Lineage: Eukaryota; Fungi; Ascomycota; Dothideomycetes; Botryosphaeriales; Botryosphaeriaceae. The record is from RefSeq and is a predicted model, not a curated record. Bases 1 to 1299 code for a protein of 432 amino acids. The transcript has a single exon.
AUGGCUCGCUUUGGGAGAAAGGCGACGCGGAACAAGGAGAAAGAGCCGGUUACAAUAUCGGAGGAUUCUGGACCCUCAAAGGCUGCACACGUCUCUCGCACUGCAUCGGACCAAGUUUCCAUCUAUCACAUCUACCACAAGGGUGAAUUCCACCAUUACCUUACCCCGAAGCGUGACGAGUACAAAGACAAAGUGUGGCCCAGCUGUUCCGAAACGAAGGCGUACCAGCAAGAGAAGCGUGAAAAGAAAAAGCAGGAAAGGCUACGUCCGCCUGACGAUAAGGACCCUGAGACAGACGCGCCAGGAUUCUUCGUCCACAAGCCUCGUCUUUGGUUUGGCCAUCCGCCACGAACCCUUCGCCACGGCCAGUCAAAACACGGCACCCCGAUUUGUCUCAUCCAUAACUCGGGGUUCUGGCGGAGGUGGCGAAUUCAGUUCUGUGAUGGACUGGAUGAGCCGGGCGUCGUGGACCCCAGAGGCGUUGUCGGCGCUGAGAGUGGCUACGCGAGCAAGCAAGACUCUAUCCGGCAAGGUGGACAUAAGCCUAAUGGCUUUGUGCAGGGCUAUCCGGUGAAAAAGUGGAGGUUUUGGGGCGAUACGGGGAAAAGGUACCACCAAGACGUCAACAGGCGAAGACGAGAGGACGAAAACUCGUCUUUGGGUCAAGGAAAACCACUGGAAGUUUCGACCGCAAUCGACCUUGUUUGGCAUUCGCCGUUCUCGCCGCGUACCCGUAGAUACAACUUUCGCUACGGAGACCUGGACUUCUGCUGGAAAGGCACCGGAACCGUUGAGCAUCCAGGAUUUUGUGGGGCAUUUACCCGCUUCAACCACUUGAAGCUCGUGGUCCACGUUCCUGCUGGUGAAGCCCUUGACACGGAGCCAGCUGCUGGAGUCGGCCACACUAUGGGAAUGGACCAAGGGACGGAUGGGUUCGGCAGUUACCAGAAAACCUUCCCUCAAACAAGAGAGAUUUCCCUAGCCACAUAUACAUCUUCACCAGCACCUAGAAAGUCCGGGGUCCUCGAAGUUCGCGACAGCGAAUUCCUUUGGCUUUUGGAUUCAUGCUUUCCGAAGGAGCGUACAGAUGUUGAAACUCGGAAGGGACUUGGAGAUGAUAUCGCGGGAACCAGUCUUGGAGGUGAGCUGCCGGGCCUAGCACAGUUGGCAGAAUCACAGCUAUAUCAGUGCAUUAUUGCCACGGCAAUGUGCAUGGUUAUAGCAGAACAUCAGAAGAGAGAAGUGGUACGGCUAGUUCUUGAACUUGCCGCUGGUGAAGCCGGGAAUGCUGGUGGUUAG